AUGGUUUUGGAUGAUUCUGAACAUCCGGAACUCAAAUGUGAUAUUGAUGUUUAUAAUGUUCCUUUUGGCAUUCCAAUUCCACAUAAUUCAAAUGAAUUUACAAAACCAAUAGUUUUAAACAAAAAUUUAGAUUCUGAAUGCCUGAAAAAAUAUGACAAGGAAUCUGAUUUACAUAAAUUAUUAGUUACACUUAAAGAUGUUUCAUAUGAUUAUCAAUACCUAGAUCACCCAGCAGAUGUCAUAUUGUUAGGACAAGGGAAAUCAAUUAAAGAGGCAUUGGAAUCCAUUUCUAUCUCACUAUUUAAUUAUAUUUCAGAUUUAUCAUACGUAGAACCCAAACAUCUUAAAACAAUAGAAGUCACCGGGAAAGGGUUAAUUAAGUUAUUAUACCAUUUAUUAGACGAAUGCUUAUAUUUGUAUAGUGGUGAUUAUUUUAUAGCCAAGUAUGUGUUAAUAGAGGACCUAAAUUCAACAUGUACUAAUUCCGAUAAUUAUUUUGAAAAUUAUGAAUUUAAAAUAAAAGCAAUUGCUUUAGGAGAUUAUUAUGAUAAGAAUAUACAUAAAUGUGGAACUGAAAUAAAGGCAAUAACUAUGCAUCAUCUUAGUAUUAAAUUAUGGAUUGAAGAUCAGGUUUACGAAUUCAAAAACGACAUGGAAUCCAACAAAGCUGAUUUCUUAAAACACUUAAAAAAUCUUAGAGUUACAAAAUGCAAGGCAUUUGCACUAGUCGACAUAUAA
Messenger RNA from Theileria annulata, 738 nucleotides. RefSeq lists its product as uncharacterized. NCBI's taxonomy places the organism in Eukaryota, Apicomplexa, Aconoidasida, Piroplasmida, Theileriidae. Gene Ontology annotation, cellular component: tRNA-splicing ligase complex. Gene Ontology annotation, biological process: tRNA splicing, via endonucleolytic cleavage and ligation. The transcript has a single exon. The coding region runs from base 1 to 738 and encodes 245 amino acids. The record is from RefSeq and is a predicted model, not a curated record.